This is a messenger RNA of Linum trigynum, 1068 nucleotides long. NCBI's taxonomy places the organism in Eukaryota, Viridiplantae, Streptophyta, Magnoliopsida, Malpighiales, Linaceae. The record is from the annotation of a GenBank genome assembly.
AUGGAUCCAAAAAUUGGGGACAAGAGGCUGGCUAAAGGUAUCGAUGCUGAAAGUAGAGCAAAAAUGACAAAAUAUUCUUCACAACGCAAGUGUGGUUCACGCAACCUUACAAAGAGGAGGCUUGAGUUCAGAGACGUCAAUGCGACACCAAUUUCUGAAGUCGUUAUCAUUGAUGAUGACGAGCCUGAUGUGGCAACCAUAUCUGAGGUUGUAAUGAAGUUUCCUAUCACCAGUAACAUGCAUUUGACUUUAGAAGAGGUUGGACUGGCCUAUUACAUGUUCGUGGAAGAUCUUGCUACCGAAAAGAUACUAGUAAAAAAUGGUUCCCAGUCCUGUACUCGUAGCUCACUGUUGAGCUUGCUGCCUAACGAGUACCUAGAAGAUGAGGUCAUUUCAAUGUAUGCAUGGUAUCUCAACCUCUCUGUCAUGUAUGAUAAGCAACGUAGAAUUGAAAGCAAAUCGUGCUUUCUCCCUACUGAUAUACAGGCAGGAUUAGAGAAGUAUGUCUAUACUGCUGACAGUGUAUUCAAUGAUUAUCGAUUCAGCUACUUACGCAAUGCCUAUGGAUGCAAUAAGAUCUAUCUACCAUUGAAGGAUGGUAAGCAUUGGUACCUGGCUGUGGUGAUGAUGGAAUUAGAAGAAGUUCAUUUGGUUGACUCUGCUCCUAGGGCAAACAACAAUGAGUUUCGUGCAAAGACCGUACGCCAUAUGAUGAAUUUUUUAUAUGAUUUAUUUCGGAGGUUGUACUUUGAAUUGGGUACAACAAAGGAUCUGCCAAACAUCCGUGGCUUUCAAGUGAUUAGUCCAGAUGGGGUUCCUACACAAGAAAACAAAUUUGAUGGUGGCAUGUGGGUUUGCUUAUGGAUGAGGUUCUCAGAUAAUCUGGCACGCUAUGAUGUUGGGCCAUGUGGCGAUGUGGAUCGAAUGAGGCUAGCUCUUGACUUGGUUGGUGGGCCUCAGAAUGCUAAGUUGGAGAAAGUGAAUCGACAUGCUCAUGAACACUCGACGGCAUGGAAAAAUAUGAUACUCAAGGACAUGGCAGUCAUGCGUGGAGAUGCAUAUUUUUAA